UGAAGAAGGAAGUAUGUCAUUUAUUUCAUCGUCCGAUCAUAACAGGUGUACUUAGAACCAAGUGUUCCACGGCUUCCCACCAUCGGCAGGCUACCAGACCAUGUCUUGUCGUGUCAUCCAUUUACUUCUGAUUUGCGGUUUACUUUUAGACUCGUCAGACAGUGCCAUUGUUACAGCAGACAAUUUCACGGCAGCUGUCAAUUGUUCCGACCUUGAUCUUAGGUGUAAAUUUACGUCAGAUAAUACGGAGACGGAAUUAUAUCUUACAUGGACGGAUCCCUCUGGUCAUCAGAUUUACAGGAUGGAUUUUCAGUCAAAUAAUUACACUUUUGGAGAAGGCUUUGAAUUUGCCAUUUCGAAGAACAAUGAAUUCACGACAGGGGACAUAACCUUUCCGAAAGCCAACGUGACCAAAGAAAUGGCUGGACCAUAUGUCUGUACAUUUGUAACAAACGCAACCUCUGUAUCAGCCACUGCAAGUAUUGAUGUCCAGUAUAGACCAUCAACUAUUUAUUUUAGUGUGCGCCCACCUUUGGACACCAUCGAGAAUGCGGACUUGGUCCUGACUUGUCAUACCACUGUGUCUAAUCCGGGAGCGCCUAUUGUAUUCAGUUGGUCCGGACCAGGGACUAUCACCGGGACCAGUCAGGUGUUAACAGUGAGUCGAGUGAAGCGAACGGCAACCGGCCCCUACAGGUGUACAGGGAAGACCACGCUGAUACCGACUCGUGGUAUUAACUGCAUUUUUAGCCAGUCUACACAUGCGUCAAUUACAGUCUUUUACCACGAUAGUCCAACUGUAAGCGUUAGUGAAGUGAACCCCAAGGAGAAUAGCGCCUUCGUUAUUACCUGCCAAACAAAGAGUCUCCCCGCGGCCUCUUUGUCUGCGACACGUAACAACCAUUCCAUCCAAAACGGAGUUCGAGAUAAUACUACAAACAUGGCUAUUUACAAAGUCCAAAAAGUUAGCUGUGGUCACUCCGGAAUUUACAAGUGUACGUCCUUCAACGCUAAAACAAAGACUACACUCACACGGCAGAAAACGGUUAACGUUUUAUGUAAACCCCGAAUGCAUAGAACAAGUUCGAGAACACGCACACUGAAAAUAAACCAAGUUGCGAGAUUUGAGGUUACCGUCGUGGCCUAUCCAUCUCCAAAUUUCAGCUGGUUUCAACUGGACUCAAAUGGCAAUCAUCAGCGAUUACAACCCAACGCUGCAGUCUCGUCUUCAAGUUUGAGUUCGGUGUUGACGAUCAACAUCACAUCCCCAGAGGACUACGCCAUCUACACCGUUGUCUCGAAUAACUCUCAAGGACAAGCAGAUAUUGCAAACUUUACUUUGAAGUCUGAUGUGAAACCGUUUAGAAUUGAAAAGUUAUCGAUUGUAAACACUUCUGUGGAUAGCGUCUUCGUACAGUGGUUAUCUCCCUUUGAUGGCGGCACCACACAAACAUUCUCUCUCCAGUUUGCAUCAGAACGAGAUUACAGCCGCAGCAUUUGGUCCACUAGGCACGAAAAUCUGAGCGACCCAGGACGAUACCAAAAUGUCACUGGUGGUAUUCUCGACCUAUAUCCAGGGCGCACCUACUUCAUGCGAAUAGUGUCCACUAAUUCACGGGGUUUCGUAACAUCCAGUGUUGUUAAUGUCACCACUGUAGGACUGCCAGGCGACCAAAAUGGAUCAACUGGUGCUGGGAUUGGAAUCGGGAUUGGAAUAUGUAUAUUCAUCGCCCUGAUAGCGCUUCUUGCAUGGUUCAUCUACCGCCACAGAAUCAAACCAAUCAGAGGCAAGGCUGAAACGCCUGAUGUUCGUUAUGCUAACGCAGCGGUACACGCUACAACAGAAGAGACCACACGGCCUAGUGGGUCUGGAAAACGUGAAGACGAUGGAAACGAAACGAAUCCUCCAGACACCAGUAACGCCACGAACACGGAAGAUGUAAAUUACGAGUCUCUUUCUGUAAAUCGUUCUGGAUUUAAACCAUAUGACAGGAUAGCGCUGAAGCCGAACCCAGAACUUGGUAAAGUAUACAAGAGUAAUACAAACAGAGACAAGACUGCAUCUCACUACGAGAACUUGCAACCAAAGACGCAAGAUGGUAAAACUACAGACACUGCAGAAACACAGAAAAAAAAGAAGAAAGUUCGCCGAAAAAAGGAAUCUGAAUAUGCAAACUUUAAAAGUAAACAGCCUACAGAAUCUAACUACAUGAAUGUGCAUCCAAAAGGCAAAGCAUGAAGUAGAAACCAUACAGACGCCUCGAAUGACUGAUCAUAGCUGUCGUAGAGAAUCCUGACAUACUGCAUGAAGCCGACAAGAAGUGGAGUCUUUUGAAAUGUCGUUUACGAAGUGUUCAGUGUUGAAGAACAGAGCCGUGGCUAGCGGCUACCAAUUUCAAAACUCUUAAAGGGACAUACCCUAGUUUCAGCCCAUGAAAAUGCACACUAAGUUUAUUUAAUCUACAAACCU
Molecule: messenger RNA, 2470 nt
Organism: Gigantopelta aegis
Lineage: Eukaryota; Metazoa; Mollusca; Gastropoda; Neomphalida; Peltospiridae
Product: synaptogenesis protein syg-2-like
Exons: 14
Coding region: 101-2239 (712 amino acids)
Biological process (GO): cell-cell adhesion
Cellular component (GO): cell-cell junction
Molecular function (GO): cell adhesion molecule binding
Source: RefSeq, a predicted model, not a curated record